Molecule: messenger RNA, 1648 nt
Organism: Ochotona princeps (American pika)
Lineage: Eukaryota; Metazoa; Chordata; Mammalia; Lagomorpha; Ochotonidae
Gene: CHIT1
Product: chitinase 1
Exons: 11
Coding region: 96-1493 (465 amino acids)
Biological process (GO): chitin catabolic process; carbohydrate metabolic process
Cellular component (GO): extracellular region
Molecular function (GO): chitinase activity; chitin binding
Source: RefSeq, a predicted model, not a curated record
UGGCUGGGUUGGGAUGAGACAGCCAGACCAGAGCAGCAGGUUAGGAUCUUGAAAGGCAGGUGUGCAGUGUUGCCGUCUGCCUCUUGGCUUCCAGCAUGGCACGCUUCUUGUUCCAGGCAGGUGUCAUGGUUCUGCUGAUGGCCCAGUGGGGGCCAGGAGCUGCUGCUCGGUUGGUCUGCUACUUCUCCAGCUGGGCCCAGUACAGAGAGGGACCAACUCGCUUCUUGCCCAGGGAUGUAGACGCCAGCCUGUGCAGCCACCUCAUCUAUGCCUUCGCCGGCAUGAGCCGACACCAGCUGAGCCCCCUGGAAGACAGGGACAUCACACGCUACCAGGAGUUCAACAGCCUGAAGCAGACGAACCCCGUGCUGAAAACUCUGCUAGCCGUCGGGGGCUGGAACUUCGGCACCCAGAAGUUCUCAGAGAUGGUGGCCACUGCCAGCACCCGUCAGAUCUUUGUCAACUCGGCCGUCACAUUUCUGCGCCAGCACAGCUUCGAUGGCCUUGACCUUGACUGGGAGUACCCUGGAAGCAGGGGGAGCCCAGCAACUGACAAGCAGCUUUUCACGGCCCUGGUGCAGGACCUGGCCAGCGCUUUCCAGCAAGAGGCCCAGGCCUCAGGCAAGCAGCAACUCCUCCUGAGUGCAGCCGUUCCUAGUGGGCGAGACGCCGUGGAUGCGGGCUACGAGGUGGACAAGCUGGCAGUGAACCUGGAUUUCAUCAACCUCAUGGCGUAUGACUUCCAUGGCUCCUGGGAGAAGGUCACAGGGCACAACAGCCCCCUCUAUGGGCGGCAGGGUGAGAGCGGGGCAGCAGCAGAAAACAACGUGGAUGCAGCUGUAAGGCAGUGGCUGCAGAAGGGGGUCCCUGCCAGCAAGCUGAUGCUUGGCAUGCCCACGUACGGGCGGUCCUUCACGCUGGCCUCCUCAUCUGACACCGGUGUGGGGGCCCCAGCCCUGGGGCCUGGUGUACCCGGCCCCUUCACCAAAGAAGCAGGACUUCUGGCAUACUAUGAGGUCUGCUCCUGGGAGGCGCACAGAAUCAAUGAGCAAAAGGUGCCCUAUGCCUUCCGGGGUAACCAGUGGGUUGGGUUUGAUGAUGUGGAGAGCUUCAAAGCGAAGGUCAGCUACCUGAAGCAGUUGGGGCUCGGCGGGGCCAUGGUGUGGACAGUGGAUCUGGAUGACUUCCGGGGCUCCUUCUGCAACCAGGGCCCAUAUCCCCUCAUCCACACUCUGCACCGAGAGCUGGGUCUUCCAACUGGACCUUCUACCACUCCCAAACCUGAAGUUCCCGCCCAGGGGCAGCCCUCCAAACCUGAGCAGAACCCCAGCCUCGGACCAGACGCCUUCUGCCAGGGCCAGGCCAACGGGCUCUACCCCAACCCUGGGGACCGGACCAGCUUCUACACCUGUGUGGGGGGUCAGCUGUUCCAGCAGCACUGCCCUGCAGGCCUGGUGUUCAACCCCUCCUGCAAAUGCUGUGACUGGAGUUGAGUCCCAAGCCGGACCCGGGCCCGCCAGCCAUCCCUGGCUGCUGUCCAGCUCCUGCUGGUCUCACCAUGGUCUUUCUGCUCUCAGCUGCAGCCUCCUUUCUGCUGUGGUCCCUUGGGGUUGCUUCUUGAAUUUGCAAAAUAAAUCUUGGGUUUAUU